CAUCUCCAAACGAGUAUCGCUCACAUUUUCAUUGUCAUAAUAUGAUAAAGUGCCAAGCUGAGGGCGCGUAGCGAGAUUGGGGUACAGAACGAAGGCUGCUUUCGACAACGUGGACAGUAGGUACAUACUUAUCCAUCCAUGAUGAUGCUCUGUGUUAUCAUGUGGUACUUUCCGUAUGGAUAGUUAAAUAAAAAUCUCCCUCACCACCCCGAAAAAAAAGUCCUGAUCUCUUCAGGGUGUACUGACUGAGCGUGAAUCAAUCAGUAGGGAUUCCACAGACUCCGUAACGUAUCGCCGGUUGCUUCCCUACCAUCACCAUGUGGCCAGUUCGAAGGCUGCUCAAGUACACCUUCGUCGGAGGAACGUUAGUGGGGACCGGUCUCAGCUUGCAUGCCAACGAUUAUGACAUCAACUCGAUCGGCAUCGUACGAUUGGGGCGAGCCGGGCUGACCGUCUUCGACAUCGCACAAACCUACCGUGCGAAUCUGUACCAACGGGAAUGGCCCGACAAGAAGGAUCCCGAGUACCUGAAGCUGAAAAGCGAAACCCACAAACUCGCGGCUGAAAAGUUAUUGGACCUGUGCAGAACCAAUCGUGGCGUUUACAUCAAAGUUGGACAACACAUCGGUGCCCUGGAGUACCUGCUGCCUUAUGAAUAUGUCAACACGAUGAAGAUAUUGCACAGCAACGCUCCCCAAAAUCCCAUCGAAGAUCUGUACAAAGUGAUACGGCAGGAUUUGAAGAUGAAUCCAGAAGACUUGUUUUCCUCAUUCGAGCCGGAACCCCUCGGAACGGCAUCACUGGCCCAGGUUCACAAGGCAACCUUGAAGGACGGCACAGAGGUGGCUGUCAAAGUACAACAUCCGUACGUUAGAGGCAACUCGAAAGUCGACAUCAAAACCAUGGAAAUACUUGUAAAGCUGGUGUCCUGGGCAUUCCCAGAUUUCAAGUUCCAGUGGCUGGUAAAAGAAACAAAAAGAAACCUUCCAAUUGAAAUGGAUUUCGAACACGAAGGACACAACGCGGAAAAGGUUGCAGAGAUGUUCAAGGACUAUCGAUGGCUCAAAAUUCCUAAAAUUUUCUGGGAGUUCACAACAUCGCGAGUAUUGGUAAUGGAGUUUGUAGAGGGAGGCCAAGUUAACGACCUGAGCUACAUACAGAAGCAAAAGCUGGAUCCUUACGACAUUGCUAAUAAAAUUGGUCACCUCUAUGCGCACAUGAUAUUUUUGAAGGGAUUCGUGCACAGCGAUCCCCAUCCCGGCAACAUUCUUGUCCGGAAGAGCAACCGGGGUGAUACCGAAGUCAUCUUGCUUGAUCACGGUCUGUACGCCGAUCUGACGGAAAAAUUUCGGUACGAUUAUUCCAAGCUUUGGCUCAGCAUCCUGAAGGUGGACCAGAUAGGAAUGAAGAAACACGCCCAUGCGCUUGGCGUCGAGGGCAGCAUGUGGGGCCUGUUUGCGUGUAUGGUCACGGGACGUCCUUGGAAUUCCGUCAUCACCGGCAUCGACAGAGUGAAACAAGAUGAUAAAGAGAAAGAAAUGAUUCAAAAUGAGGGCAAGCUGGUCAUCCCACAUAUUUCCGAUGUGCUGGAAAAGGUAGACCGUCAGAUGCUGCUGGUUUUGAAAACAAACGAUCUGAUCAGAGGGAUUGAAACGACGCUCAAAACCCAAAACCGGAUGACGGCCUUCUGGGUCAUGAGCAAAUGUUGCAUCAAAAGCGUAGGCAAUCAGGAGUACCUACAGGCACCGGAUCCGUGGCGCAAGCUGUCCACGUGCUUCCGGGAAAACUGGGCCAUUCUUAAGCUUAAUCUGUACUACUUGUAUCGAGGGCUAGUAACGCUGCACUUCUUUUCGGCGCUCAAAAUGGUUCUGUAGGUUACACUACCGAUGCCGAAAGAUCGUUUUUGGGGGGCACGAAACACGGGUUAUUUUUUUGUAAAGUCGUUGUUUAACAUAAGGAGCGGACUAUCAGGUGUGGGGAUUUCAACAAGAUUUUUUAUUGUUCAACUGUAACGUUGUUUAUCUAAGCGCUGUAAGUCGAAAGUCGUUUAGUUGGUUUAGUAAUGUUCUAGUAAGUUAAUUUCGCUUAAGGAAAAGCCACCGUUCUUAAAAUACAUAUAUUUAUGACUGGACAAACUUCAUCAGUCGCAAGCUUUAUUUUCAUGACCAAGUAAAAACUGGCCUCAACAUCA
This is a messenger RNA of Uranotaenia lowii, 2191 nucleotides long. It is a transcript of the gene Adck1, whose product is annotated as aarF domain-containing kinase 1. The transcript is spliced from 3 exons. The record is from RefSeq and is a predicted model, not a curated record. Gene Ontology annotation, cellular component: mitochondrial inner membrane. Gene Ontology annotation, molecular function: protein kinase activity; ATP binding. The coding region runs from base 318 to 1874 and encodes 518 amino acids. Gene Ontology annotation, biological process: protein phosphorylation; lipid homeostasis; mitochondrion organization. NCBI's taxonomy places the organism in Eukaryota, Metazoa, Arthropoda, Insecta, Diptera, Culicidae.